Messenger RNA from Phytophthora sojae, 1158 nucleotides. RefSeq lists its product as hypothetical. Lineage: Eukaryota; Oomycota; Peronosporomycetes; Peronosporales; Peronosporaceae. The record is from RefSeq and is a predicted model, not a curated record. The transcript is spliced from 3 exons. The coding region runs from base 1 to 1158 and encodes 385 amino acids.
AUGGCCGCAGAGGAUGUCGAUGCGAUGCUGGUGCUGGCUAGCGCCUUCGUCGAGCAGGAGGAGACGCUGCACGAGGUGCGCAGGGAGGUGUACGACAAGCUCGUGGAAGAGAAGUGGAGGAUCGCCAUGCGGACCAGGCACUACCUGACCACCCAGUGCCUGGACACGCCCUGCGACUCCGCGUGGAUGAUGUUGUACACGCGCGGAAGCGACAUCAACUUCCUAAACGCGACGAGCUUUACCAGGUCGGCUUUCCACCAACUACUGCGGCGCUUCAGCCGCUUUUACUAUAUCCCACGCAGCACGGCACGCGGGCGGCCCCCGAAGCUCCGACACUACCACCAGAUCCUGGGCCUGGUGCUGUGCUUCUACGUCGGGUCGAUGGAGCAGAGCUCCCUGUGUAUGAUGUUUGGGGCUCCGCCGAGCACCAUAUCGAGGACGCUACGCCGCGCCGAGGAAGCGCUGUCGCUGGCGCUAAAAGGCUACGCUCCUGCCAGAAUCUCUUGGCCCUCGCCUGCUCGCCAAGCCGAACUCGCAAAGCUUGUGGAAGCCCGCGAGCCGCUUCUCAAACACACAUUCGGCUUCAUUGAUGGGAAGAACUUAAGGGUUCAGCAGCCGUCGAAUGCGGACUUGCAGAACGCCAUGUAUAACGGGUGGUUGCACACCGUUUUCGUGACUGGCACAAUCUGCUUCGCAGUCGACGGCUGCAUCAUUUGGUGUAAGCACAAUUGCCCCGGGUCGUGGAACGACUCCGACACCUCCUUGGGCUUCCGUUCCAAGUUGCUCGACCCUACCCUCUGCCCGGACACACGUAUGGACGUGGUGUCGGACUCGGCCUUCCCGUGUUCGACCAGCAUGGUCGGUCGCAUCCUGACUCCUCUCAAAGAUGGCGAUCUCGAGAGGAUUCUCCCGUCGCUGAGAAGCUCCGCGCGGACGCUUCAUAACGCCAUCACGUCCGUGAGGCAGGCAGCGGAGUGGGGCAUGGGGAGCAUGCAAAAGGUGUACAGCCGCCUGAACCUCCCCCUGCCGUAUGACCCCGAGCUUCGUGGGCACCGGAUCAACAACAUCUUCAGAAUGGCUAACUAUCGCGUCCGCACGGUCGGCAUCUCGCAGAUACGCACGACGUUUUCAGGCGAGAUGGAGCUAUCCAGCGAGUAG